AUGGAAGAUCUUUAUGAACAAACAAUAGAAAGAAGCGAGCAAAUAAAAAAAGCUGGCUAUAAUUUAAUAGAAAUGUGGGAAUGCAAUUGGAUUAAAUCUAAAGAAUAUAAAGAAGAAAUGAAACAAAUUAAAAGCAAAUAUAAAGAAAUUGUAGAACUUAAUCCUAGAAAUGCGUUCUUCGGAGGAAGAACUAAUGCUACAAAACUAAAAGUUAAUGGAAAGAAAAUGAAAUAUAUAGAUAUUUGUAGUUUAUAUCCAACAGUACAAUGUUAUGAUGAUUAUCCAGUUGGACAUCCUACUAAAAUAUUCAAACCUCCUACGUAUAAUUCAAAAUGGUAUGGUUUAAUAAAAUGUGCAAUUUUACCACCAAGAGGUUUGUAUCACCCUGUUUUACCUGUUAAAAAUAAAAGGAAAUCUGGCGAUGAAAAACUAACAUUUCCAUUAUGUCAAUUGUGUGCAAAAUUAAAUAAUCAAAAAGAUAAAUGUACUCAUACGGAAUCUCAAAGAAUUGUCAGAGGAACCUGGUGUACAAACGAAGUAAAGAAAGCAAUUGAAAAAGGAUACAAAAUAAUAACUAUUAAUGAAGUUUGGCAUUUUGAACAAAAAUCGAGUUAUUUGUUUAAAGGAUAUGUAAAAGCAUUUAUGAAAAUAAAGUUAGAGACAAGUGAAUGGAGAAAUGAUUUUGAAUCAGAAGAAGAAUAUAGAAAAACCGUAAAAGAAAAUCUAGGUAUUGAAUUGGGUAAAAUAGAAAAUAAUCCUGGAAAGAGAGCUGUUGCAAAAAUCUGUUUAAAUUCCUUAUGGGAUAUUAAGAGAUUUUAUGAGAUCUUAUUAGACGACAGACUUGAUAAUAUACAUAUCAAUGAAUUAAACGAAAAUAUGUUACAAAUUGAUUACAAGUAUAAAGGUUGCUAUGUAGAAAAUGAUUUCAAUACCAAUAUAUUCAUAGCGGCUUUUACAACCGCAAAUGCUAGACUAAGAUUGUACGAAAUGUUAGACAUAUUAGGAGAAAGUGUAAUAUAUUAUGAUACAGAUAGCAUUGUAUAUAUAGAUAAUGGUAAAAACACUGUUAAAACAGAUUGUCUAUUGGGAGAUUGGACCGAUGAAUUAGGUAAAGUUGUUUGCAAAAUUAAAGGAUUUACAUUAAACUAUGAAACGUCCGAAAAGAUUAAUUCCGAUAGCAUGAAUAAUAUUUUAGAACACAAAGACACACACGAAAAAAUAGAAGAAGAACUUGUUAUACAGAAGUACGCUCAACGCGGAUUUUAA
Zophobas morio is the source of this 1266-nucleotide messenger RNA. RefSeq lists its product as uncharacterized. Bases 1 to 1266 code for a protein of 421 amino acids. Gene Ontology annotation, biological process: DNA replication. Gene Ontology annotation, molecular function: DNA binding; nucleotide binding; DNA-directed DNA polymerase activity. The transcript is spliced from 4 exons. The record is from RefSeq and is a predicted model, not a curated record. Lineage: Eukaryota; Metazoa; Arthropoda; Insecta; Coleoptera; Tenebrionidae.